This is a messenger RNA of Eurytemora carolleeae, 1620 nucleotides long. Its product is annotated as annexin A7. Bases 67 to 735 code for a protein of 222 amino acids. Lineage: Eukaryota; Metazoa; Arthropoda; Copepoda; Calanoida; Temoridae. The transcript has 7 exons. Gene Ontology annotation, cellular component: cytoplasm. Gene Ontology annotation, molecular function: calcium-dependent phospholipid binding; calcium ion binding. The record is from RefSeq and is a predicted model, not a curated record.
AGACGACUUUCUAUUUUCUAUUUUUAGGACCCAUCAGAACGGUAUGCAGAGUACCUUUAUCAUCUCAUGGAAGACGACUUUCGAAUAGAGGAUAUAGUUGCUGCUUUGGCUUGGCAGGAUGGUUCGGAUCUGAGUGAUAUCAAGAAAAUGUAUCAUGCUAAGUUUAACUCCGACCUACAGUUAGACCUGGAGAAUAUUGGUGGCAGGAGAAACCUCCCUGUUCUACGUGUGCUUUGUGCUGAGGGUCGAGAUGAAGGAGUUCAACAAGGAUUAAGUUAUAAAGGUUUAGUCCAACAAAACGCAACCUGGCUGACACAAGCUAUUAAGGGGAAGGAUAAAGAUGAGUUUAAGGUUCGUCUUAACAAUAUCCUGAGCCAGAGAAGCUGGGACAUCCUUCCUGAUAUCCUAGAGGAGUUCGAACAACAGAACGGGAAGGAUUUGGCUCAUUAUAUGAAGAAAAUGAUCGGAUCUAAAGUGGCUGGAGCUUUUCAUCCUCUUUUUUUUGUUCUUGAUGAACCGUCAGCGUUCUUUGCUGAAGAACUAUUUGCUGCAGUGGAAGGAUUAGUAACUAAGGAUUCUAAACUUCAAUUUAUCUUCUCCAGUAGGGCAGAGAUAGAUUUGUUGAGUAUUGACAGUGUUUUCAAGAAGAUGUUUGAUAAACGACUGAGUAAAGUAGUUAAAGAAGAAACUAGCGGAAACUACAAGAAACUACUACUCGCUAUUCUUGGUACAUAAAAGUGGGUUUCAUAUUUGGACCCACUUUAUUGUCCCGGCCCGCCACUUUAUUGUCCCGGCCCGCCACUUUAUUGUCCCGGCCCGCCACUUUAUUGUCCUGGCGCGCCACUUUAUUAUCCCGGUCUGCCACUUUAUUGUCCCACUCCCAACUGGCCACAUUAUUAUACAAUCUUGUGAGGGUUUGAUGUUAAUAUGAUAAGAGAAAGAGAUCUACACUGCACAGUUGCUAUGUUUCAUAUGUUCCUUGGACUAUUUAUAAUCAUAACUUGAGCCUUACAGUCGUCUACCCCUUCCACAGUUUUAUAGGUCACACUCUAUAUUCUAAGUUGGCUUAAACAAAAAAAUGUGUACCGUGUACACUUUUUCUGAGAGGAUUAAUAACUAUAGUUGUUAAACAUUAACGUACAAUAAUUGACAAUUUCGAAAGAUAUGAUUAAUAUUUAAUUUUUCUUAAAAUUUUAGUCUUUAUUUCACAUUUCGUAAAUUUCUUGAAAUUAUUUCUUUUUGAUAACGAAGGUAUAUUCUGCUGGAUAGUGGUACACAUCAAAAAAAAGAUAAAAGUAUGUUUAACGCUAGACUGAAAUAAAAUAUUGAAUCCAUGACCUCAAAACCAUUGUCUCUCUAAACAAGAAACUGCCUAAUUUUGUUUAUAUGGUAGGCGAGUACAAGUAAUAAACAUUUUUGACUUUGUUAAUGAUUUAAUAAUAAACAAUAAUGUAUAAAAAGGAUUUUGUUGAUUAUUGCAGUCUGUGAUUGCAAAAUAUUAUUGUAUUAAAGAUAAUUUGAAACAUAGGUGUGCCAAUCAUAAAAAAUAUUUAAAUGUCAAAAAAAAAAAAUUCAAUCAUUCGUUCUUGGUCAUAUUAUAAUUAUGAUGUAUGGACAAAA